GAGAUACAAAUAGAGAUGCAAACUAGCUGUUGGUCAAAGCGUACACGGAAUAAGAUGGAUCUAAGAAUAUUGGUGCCUUUGGAGAAACACAAUGGUACUCUUGUCUACAGUCCUGCAGACCGAAGUCCUGAAUCCUUGCGGUGUGGCAUUAAUAAUGUUGGAUUUGAAGCCAGCCUGAGUGAAUUAUUCCCUCUACCAGUUGGUAUCAGCACUGCACAUAUCAAUAUUGUGGGCAUGACUUGCCAAUCAUGUGUGCAGUCAAUAGAGGGCCAGAUUUCUAAAGAGAAAGGUAUUGUUAGCACUAAGGUAUCUCUCAAAUAUAAUAAUGCAUUGGUAAAGUAUAUACCUACAAUAAUCAGUAGUCAGCAGAUACGUGAGGUGAUUAAUGACAUGGGCUUCGAAGCAUCUCUCACUAAUCAAAAUGGAUCUUCACUUGAGAGGAUGAUUCCUUUACCAGUUGAAGUUAUGGUGAAGAUGAAAGUGGAAGGCAUGACAUGCCGCUCAUGCGUUAGCAAAAUUGAAGGCAAAAUUGGCAAAUUACAAGGUGUAAACAGAGUUAAGGUCUCCCUUAACAAACAGGAAGCAACUGUUGUAUACCAGCCUCGUGUGAUUCAACCAGAAGAGCUCAAAAACCAAAUUAAUGAUUUGGGUUUUCAAGCCACGAUCAAGAGCAGACCAGCUUCUCUGAAACUGGGUGUGAUCAAAUCUACUCAUUCUCAGGAUAGAAUAAGAAAUAAAACCUUGACAUCCAACAACAAAAUGACAAGCAAAUUCAUGACAGUGGCUCUCCACGUAGAGGGAAUGCAUUGCAAAUCUUGUGUUGCUAAUAUUGAAGGAAAUAUCAAAGAGCUCCCAGGUGUACAGAGCAUCAUGGUGUCUCUGGAGAACAAAAAGGUUGUUGUGAAGUAUGAUUCAAUUUUGACUAAUCCAGCAUCAUUAAAAUUGGAAAUUGAAGCUUUACCACCAGGGAAUUUUAAAGUUUAUCUUCCAGCUGAUGUGGAAAUGAAAAAUGUGACUUCAUCAUCAAUUCCAGUUACACCCUUACUACAUCAACCAAACUAUGAUAAUGAAAUGCACUCUCAAAUGACAACCAGCAUUGCAGUAAUUAACAUCAGAGGAAUGACAUGUCAUUCUUGUGUACAGUCUAUAGAGGGCAUGAUUUCCCAACUGAAAGGUGUAAAAUAUGUCAAAGUAUCACUGGCCAAAGAGAAGGGGAUGAUCCACUUUGACCCAGCACUGACAAACUCUGAGGAAUUGAGAGCUACGAUAGAUGAGAUGGGAUUUGUUGCCUCUUUAUCUGAUGUUGGUAGCAUGUGUGAGUCUACUUCAGUCAUUUCAAAUGAACCCUUGAGGCAUUCCACACAUACCAAAGAAGAAGUACUUGCUGUAAGGAAGAAAAAAGUAUUCCCUUCCAGUGAUCAUAUCGUUGAGUUUCUACCUCCCAAGUCCAACCCAGAUGACCAAAAUAAUGAAGCACCAGCCACAACAGCAAAGUGUUUCCUACAGGUUACUGGUAUGACUUGUGCCUCUUGUGUUGCCAAUAUUGAAAAUAAUCUUCAAAAAGAAGAAGGUAUAUAUUCAGUUCUGGUAGCACUAAUGGCAGGUAAGGCAGAAGUUAAAUAUAAUCCAGACAUCAUCCAGCCCACUGACAUUGCUGAAUUGAUCAAAGAUUUGGGCUUUGGAGCUACUGUUAUAGAAGAUGAUGUUUCUUCAGCUGGAAAGUUGGAGCUUAUUAUUACAGGAAUGACCUGUGCCUCUUGCAUUCAUAAUAUUGAAUCGAAGUUAAUGAAAGUUAAUGGCAUCUUGUAUGUAUCAGUAGCCCUUGCCACCAGCAAAGCACACAUUAAAUUGGAUCCAGAAUUACUGGGACCACGUGAUGUCAUCAGAAUGAUUGAGGAGCUUGGCUAUCGUGCUUCUUUAGUCAAAAGAGAUACAACAAUACAUAAUCUGGACCAUAAAGAGGAAAUAAAACAGUGGAAGAGAUCCUUCUUGUUCAGCCUCAUUUUUGGCAUCCCUGUCUUUGGACUAAUGAUAUACAUGAUAGUGCUGGAUAACAAACAGAGUGGCCCCAUGCCUCCUGAACAAAACAUUAUUCCAGGUUUAUCAAUUCUUAAUCUGGCAUUCUUUGUUUUAUGUACUCCUGUUCAGUUUAUCGGAGGUUGGUACUUUUACGUUCAAGCCUACAAAUCUCUUAAGCACAAAACUGCCAAUAUGGAUGUGCUCAUUGUUCUGGCUACCACCACUGCGUAUUUGUAUUCCUGUAUCAUACUUAUUGUGGCUAUUGCUGAAAAGGCAGAACAAAGUCCAAUGACGUUCUUCGAUACUCCACCAAUGCUGUUUGUCUUUAUUGCCUUGGGAAGAUGGCUGGAACAUGUAGCAAAGAGUAAGACUUCAGAAGCACUGGCUAAGCUGUUAUCCCUUCAGGCUACAGAGGCUACAGUCUUAAUACUAGGACCAGGCAACUCAAUACUGGGUGAGGAGCAGAUAGCUGUGGAUCUCGUCCAAAGGGGUGACAUUAUUAAGGUGGUCCCUGGUGGCAAGUUCCCUGUGGACGGAAAAGUAAUAGAAGGCUGUUCUAUGGCAGAUGAAUCUCUCAUUACAGGGGAGCCUAUGCCAGUUGUAAAAAGAGCAGGAAAUACAGUGAUUGCUGGUUCUAUUAAUGCACAGGGUUCACUGCUUAUUCAAGCUACCCAUGUUGGUCCAGAAACAACGUUGUCACAAAUUGUUAAGCUGGUAGAAGAAGCACAGACAUCAAAGGCUCCAAUUCAACAGUUUGCGGACAAGCUGAGUGGAUAUUUUGUUCCAUUUAUCGUUGUUAUUUCUGUGGUUACACUGACUGCCUGGAUCAUCAUUGGUUUUACAAACUUUGACGCCAUUGAAAAGUACUUGUCAGGCUACAGCAAGCAUAUUCCUAAAGCUGAACUGAUUAUCAGAUUCGCAUUUCAGACUUCCAUUACUGUGUUGUCUAUUGCAUGCCCCUGUUCCCUGGGACUGGCUACACCUACAGCUGUGAUGGUGGGAACAGGCGUUGGUGCUCAAAAUGGCAUUCUCAUCAAAGGUGGAGAACCACUCGAGAUGGCACACAAGAUAAAAGUGGUGAUGUUUGACAAAACUGGAACAAUUACACAUGGUGUUCCAAAGGUAAUGAGGGUUCUAGUACUGGCAGAUGUAACUGUACUGCCGUUGAAGAAAUUGCUCGCAAUUGUUGGUACCGCAGAAGCUAGCAGUGAGCAUCCUCUUGGAAAUGCUGUGGCCAAAUAUUGCAAAGAAGAGCUUAGCACAGAUGUCCUCGGUUACUGCACUGAUUUUCAGUCUGUGCCAGGAUGCGGUAUCAGCUGCAAAGUUACUAAUGUUGAAACAAUUGUGAUGAAAAGUGAACAGAGUCUCAACAAACAACAUGAACAGAAGACACAUUUGUUGCCUAUUAUUGGGUCUCAUGGUGUCAAUGUAGUGCCCUCACAGACUACUACAGCAGAAGGUGCAGUGGCUUCUCGGGUCUACUCAGUGUUAAUUGGAAACCGGGAGUGGAUGAUGCGCAAUGGUUUACAUGUUGGAAGUGAUGUCAAUGAGGCCAUGACCAAUCAUGAAAUGAAAGGCCAAACAGCAAUUUUGGUGGCCAUUGAUGGUACGCUUUGUGGAAUGAUAGCAAUUGCGGAUACAGUCAAACCAGAAGCUGCACUGGCCGUGUGCACCUUGAACAGCAUGGGAGUGGAUGUGGUGCUCAUAACAGGUGACAACCACAAAACAGCAACAUCAAUUGCCAGCCAGGUUGGCAUCAAGAAGGUGUUUGCAGAAGUUCUUCCCUCACAUAAAGUAGCCAAAGUGCAGGAACUUCAGAAUCAGGGGAAAACUGUAGCAAUGGUUGGAGAUGGAGUGAAUGAUUCUCCAGCCCUGGCAAAAGCUGAUGUGGGAAUUGCUAUUGGAACCGGCACAGAUGUGGCUAUCGAAGCAGCAGAUGUUGUGCUUAUUAGAAAUGAUCUGCUGGAUGUCGUAGCUAGUAUUGAUUUGUCAAAAAAGACCGUUCGUCGAAUUCGAAUAAAUUUUAUUUUUGCUUUAUUUUAUAACCUGCUAGGAAUCCCUAUUGCUGCUGGAGUGUUUUUUCCAAUCGGCCUAGUUUUACAGCCCUGGAUGGGUUCUGCAGCAAUGGCUGCUUCCUCUGUUUCUGUAGUGGUUUCAUCGCUAUUGCUGAGACUCUACAAAAAACCAGAUAUAGAAAAGCUUGAAUCUCAAGCACAGGGUCGCAUGAAGCAAUUAACACCAUCACAAAUUAGUAUCCGUAUUGGAUUAGAUGACAGGCGACGAGAUUUGCCAAAGUCCAGUGCCUGGGAUCGAAUAAGACGUACUAGUCAAUUAUCUCUUAACUCUUUGACCUCUGACAAAUGAUCAAAUCGGAGUGUAUCUCUAAAGGAGGAACAUGAUAAAUGCUCUCUGCUGGUUGGAGAGCAAAAUGAAGAGUAUGGUAGCUAAGGUGCUGAUUAUGAAUUCAGAGAAUAUAUUUUUUAAAAAUGUGAACAAAUAGUGCCCUUCCAAUUUGAAGCUCAUUAAAUGUCCAACAGAAACAAAACAAGACUUUUGUUUGGUGCGCUCAGCGUAUAGCUGAAGACUAAAUUGCUUCAUUAAUGUCACCUUGCCUUGAACCAAAGGCGCCCAACCUUUCUCAGAUGGCACAUAAGUAAUGCUAGUGGCUUUAUUCUUUUGAAGUGUGUGUUGGGCAUCUUCACAAAACCUAACCAUUUACUAUGACUUUAAGAGUGAGAGAACAAAUAGUGAUUCUGUACAUUUCUCUAAUUCUGUUGUGCAAUAACAUGACAAAUUAUGAACAGAGUGAAUUCCAGCAAAUGAUACUUGAUGGAUACAUUGAAAUUUUGAAGGCUUGAUUUAAAAUUGAAAUAGAAAUGAGCAAUUUCUUAUGAAUGUUUAUAUCUUUCUAUCAUUAUCUAUUUGAAGUUGCCAGAUAGAAAAAGAUUGACCUGUUUGUUAAAACAACAGCCAAACCAGGCAACUCUGCCUCAGUAGUUAACACUCAAAACUGGUGUGCUACAUUUUGAUCUAAGUCAAGCUCAUCGAUAAAGAUGAAAACACUGACUCUCAGUCUGCUUUUUACCAAUUAAUAUGUGCCUCUUAUUGGUUAGUUCCAGGCUGAAGAUCAGAAAAGAAUAUUGCAAUUUUCUCAGCAUUCCUUUAAAAAAAACACAAAACAAACAAUUGAAGGAUAAUUUAGAAUAAAGGAAUAGUGUACUUCUGAAUGUGAUAUUGAUGAUAUUUUUGAUUUCAUCAUGAAUUUUUAACAUCAACCAUGUAUGCAUGUUGCAUCAGAGCCUGACCUGCAAAGGAAUGCUGUUAGAAGUGUUAACAAUGCAGUUAAAACAUUUGUGUUGCCGCAAACACAAACUUCCUCAAAGCUAUUUAAAUUUGAGUUUCAGAAUAGAUAGCGUUCCAAAAUCAUACUGAGCAGGAGGAGCCUUACUACGUGAUGUGUGUAUUCAUAUAUUAUGAUAAUAGUGACAUGCUCUGUUGCCAUGUAUUCACGAUAUAUUUUUCUUUCCAGCAGUAUUAUAGGUGCAGUAUUAUAGUCAGGUUUGUUAUUCAAGGUAAUCAUAUUAAAAUGAGGUACAGAUGCAACUGUCAAUGAAUGGAUAAACCUUGAAGUCAUCUGGUAUAUGCCUUAAAAUAUAUCAGUAGCAGAUAUUGAUUUUCCAGUUAUAAGUUGAUUAAAGCUAUUUAUUGGUGGAGCAUGAAUUGCUUUGAUAAAAAUAAAUCCAGUUUUAUACAUGCUGUAUUUUUGUUGUGCAACUGACAUUUUGUUCCAUUUUUGUAAUCACGAAAGUUCCUUCUUAACAGGUAAUGAAUAUUGAGUUUUUAGGGAUGCAUCAAAAACAAUGUAAGCAGUUCAUCUCCAAAGAUCAUUGUUAUUUUCUAGCUUAUGCAGAUUUUUGAAAUAAAGCAUUUUAUUUAGGAUUGAUUUGAUAGAUUGAUGUAUAAGAGUUUGAGUGGUGCAGUCUUUAUGGGAAUAUUAACGUGAAAAUUGUUGUUGUUACUCUGUCUUUAUGUUCAAGCUGACAUAAUGAAUUAGAUAUAAGAACCUUGGAGUGGGGGAGGGUAAUAAAACUUAUGAAAUGUUAUGCUCCAACAGCUUUUAAAAAUAUUAAUUGCCAUGUAAAAUCUGAAUGAUAAAAUUUCAUCUAUGUAUGAAAUGCACGCCAUCUUUUCGCAAUUACAGUUUUAGUUAAAAAAAAGCCAGCGGUGCCCUAGUCACACUUACAUACAUUAGAUAAAAGGCAUAAUAUAUAUAACUGCAACUAACAUAGUAAGUUUUAUAGUAAAUAGAAACAACAUAGUAUAACAUCCCAAGACACUUCACAGGAACACUACAAAACAAAAUAUGACACAUGAGAUAUUAGGGCAGCUGAUCAAAAGCUUGAUCAAAGAGGUAGGUUUUAAGGAGAAAGAGGUGGAGAAAUUUAGGUGGGAGGGAAUUCCAGAGUUUAGGACCUAGGCAUCUGAAGUCACAGCUACCAAGGUUGGAGCAAUUAAAAUCGAGAAUGCUCAAGAGGCUAGAAUUAGAAGAGCACAAAUAUUUCUGAGGGUUGUAGGCUGGAGGAGAUUACAGAGAUAGGGUGAUGUGAAACCAAGGAUGGAUUUGAAAACAAGAAUGAGAAUUUUUAAGUUGAGCUAGUGCUUAACCUGGAACCAAUGUAGGUCAGCAAGCACAGGGGUGAUUUGUGAGGCAGCAAAGCUUUGGAUAACCUCAAGUUUACGGAGGGUCGAACAUGGGAGGCUGGCCAGUAGUGUGUUAGAAUAGUCAAGUCUGGGGGUAACAAAGGCAAGAAAACAUUUGCUGUCUUUAGCACUGCUACAAAGAUUAGUUCAAAAUAUUUGGCAGAUUUUGUGGUUAAACAUGGAGAAACAUUUACUCAUUGUCUGUUUAAUGUUUCUUUUCAUCUAAUUAUAUGUACCAGAUAUGGCUAUGACAUGUAAAUAUAGUAAAUUAAAAAUAGUGGAAACAAA
This is a messenger RNA of Carcharodon carcharias (great white shark), 7008 nucleotides long. Its product is annotated as copper-transporting ATPase 2-like. Gene Ontology annotation, molecular function: ATP hydrolysis activity; P-type divalent copper transporter activity; copper ion binding. NCBI's taxonomy places the organism in Eukaryota, Metazoa, Chordata, Chondrichthyes, Lamniformes, Lamnidae. The coding region runs from base 16 to 4383 and encodes 1455 amino acids. The record is from RefSeq and is a predicted model, not a curated record. Gene Ontology annotation, cellular component: membrane. The transcript is spliced from 21 exons. Gene Ontology annotation, biological process: monoatomic cation transport; copper ion homeostasis.